AUGUUGGAUGACUCCUUUAAGAUUAAGGAUCUUGGCCAACUCAAUUACUUUCUGGGGAUUGAAGCUUUUAGGAGUCCUAAUGGUCUUAACCUCUGUCAAAGAAAAUACACCUUGGACAUUCUGCAAGAAAAUGGUUUCCUUGAUGCUAAGCCUGCAAAGACAUCAUGCACUCAGGGCCACAAGCUUACAAGUACUGAUGGCAUUCUUCUACAAAAACCUGAAGUUUUCAGGAGAUUAGUUGGUAAGCUUUUGUAUUUGACUAACACAAGGCCUGAUAUUGUCUAUGCUGUCCAGCAACUAUCCCAAUAUGUGGAUAAGCCAAGGGACACACACCUAGCAGCAGCUCAUAGGGUGCUAAGAUACCUCAAAGGCUCCCCAGGCAAAGGACUGUUCUAUUCUUCUGCCUCUCAGAUCAAGCUUCAAGGUUUUUCAGACUCAGAUUGGGCAAAUUGCACAGAAACAAGGAAAUCUAUAACAGGCUACUGCAUUUACCUUGGCAACUCUCUUAUUUCUUGGAAGACAAAGAAACAAGCCACAGUUUCAAAGUCUUCAUCUGAGGCUGAGUACAGGGCAUUAGCCUCCACAGUUUGUGAAAUACAAUGGCUCAUAUAUCUCCUAACAGAUCUGAAUGUGCAAUGCAGUACUCCUGUUGCCUUAUUUUGUGACAAUAGAUCAGCUGUGGCAAUAGGGGAGAACCAUGUCUUUCAUGAAAGGACAAAGCAUAUAGACAUUGACUGCCAUAUAGUUAAACAGAAAGUCCAUCAAGGAGUCAUAAAGCUGAUGAGCAUCCCCUCUCAUAAACAGAUAGCUGAUGGAUUUACCAAACCUCUGCCCAUUGCUUUUUUUGAUACUUUUCAUACUAAGCUGGGCCUUCAAGAUCUUCAUGCUCCAGCUUACGGGGGGGUGAUGAAGUGA
Molecule: messenger RNA, 915 nt
Organism: Ipomoea nil (Japanese morning glory)
Lineage: Eukaryota; Viridiplantae; Streptophyta; Magnoliopsida; Solanales; Convolvulaceae
Exons: 1
Coding region: 1-915 (304 amino acids)
Source: RefSeq, a predicted model, not a curated record